AUGGCACCAGCCGUCCCUACCUCGGCGCUCUUCGCAGCCCCGCCGGGACAUCUCACGCUGAUCAUGGCGUCGCGGCGGACCGCCUCUUUCCAUCUCCCUUCUGACCCUCGCUUCAGCUUCUACCUCUACGUACCGCGCGCGCACCCCGUCACCCGACGCUCGCGCGGCGAAGACGUAGGCCGGGACGGGACGGUCGUGGGGCCUCCAGUGCCGAUCAGCACGUCGCCCACGAAUCUCGCGGCUGCUGCCCAGCCGCCCGCCAGGGGUUUCCCUCUCCUGGUGGUCAUGCACGACUCGUCCCGUGACGCAGAGAAAUUGCGCGAUGCCUGGGCCGCUCUUGCUGAGGAAGAGGGUGUGGUCGUUCUCUCCCCGCACUUCCCCUGUGAUAUUAAGUUCCCAGACGGACCAGACAACUACAAGCGUCUCGUAUGGGAAACUAGCGCCGGUGAGGAGGUGCGUUACGACGCCGUACUCCUCGACAUGAUCGACUGCGUCGCCGCCGAGUGGGGAUGUAUCGACACUCGCACGUUCUCUCUCGUUGGUUUUAGCGGCGGGGGACAGUUCGUCCAUCGCUUCCUUUACCUAUAUCCGGAGCGAGUACAUGCCGUAUCCAUCGGUGCUCCGGGGCGCGCUACACCGCUCAUCGACGCGGACUGGCCCGAAGGGAUCCGCGAUGCCCCGACAACCGUCUCGCGCCAGGUUGGUGUACCACUUCCCAAUGCGCCUGAGAGCGACGAGCCAGCCAUCCCGGGCGGGAGGCCGAUCAGCGUUUCAGCCCUCGCGGAGCGGACGCGCUGUGGUGCAGUGGCUGUCCAGCUCCUCAUUGGAAGUGAGGAUACGUGGCGCCCAGUCCAGCCUGAUGGGAGUUUGGCCGCGCACUCGCGCUUCGACGCAACGCAGGCCGUCGCGAAGAGCUUUGACGACGCCGGUAUCGCGUAUGAAUUUACGGUCGUGCCGGGCGUCAAGCAUGAGGGUCAUAGGAUCCGCGAGGUGGCCAUGCCUUGGGUUCGGCGGCAUGUUCGACCGGCUUGGAACACGCACAGAUGA
Messenger RNA from Cutaneotrichosporon cavernicola, 1047 nucleotides. RefSeq lists its product as uncharacterized. The coding region runs from base 1 to 1047 and encodes 348 amino acids. NCBI's taxonomy places the organism in Eukaryota, Fungi, Basidiomycota, Tremellomycetes, Trichosporonales, Trichosporonaceae. The transcript has 3 exons. The record is from RefSeq and is a predicted model, not a curated record.